UUUUAUUUACAAUCUUAUGCAAAUAAAUAUUUUUCAAAGUUGAUAAAUAAAAUUGAGCCUCAGAUUGCUCAUCAACCGAUCUCUUCCAAUUUAUCUAAUAUUAUUAAUUAUAACCAUAUUGCGACGAUUUCAUCUUGGAUUGAUAAUCAUCAUUCGACAUAUAAUAUUUCAGAAAUACCUUACAGGUUUAGAUUACUCUACAGAGGAAGUAGAUAUGGAUUUUCAUGUGCAUCGUUUCAUAGAUUGUGUGAUAAUUUAUUGGGCACUGUGGUUGUUAUAAAGAUUGUUAGUACAAAUGAAAUAUUGGGUGGAUAUAAUCCAUUAGCCUGGUCAUCUGCUAAUCCAAUUAAAUGGUCAAGAACAGAUGAUAGUUUUAUUUUUUCAUUAAAACCAACCACUAUCCUUAGCAGGGCAAUCAGCGCAGAUAGUGCAAUUGGAUCUUUUGUCGAAAAUGGACCAAUAUUUGGAUAUAAUUUCUUUAUGACAAAUAACAAUGGGACAUGGCAUUAUAAUGGCACCGCUGCAUGUUAUGAAAAGCAGCUUAGAGGUACAAAUGGUGAUAUUAUGAUUGAUGAGGUUGAAGUUUUCCAAGUC
Molecule: messenger RNA, 594 nt
Organism: Dentiscutata heterogama
Lineage: Eukaryota; Fungi; Glomeromycota; Glomeromycetes; Diversisporales; Gigasporaceae
Source: the annotation of a GenBank genome assembly